AUGAUCAAAAUAGAAAGUUUUGUGAAAAAGAAGAAGCUACCAGUGUUACCCUUUUUGUUCAAUUCUGUUGUCGAUGACAUCAUGUGUAGAGCGGUUGAGCAGUGCCCAGUUGAUGUUGUUGAUGGUUCUAACACUAUUCGGGCGUUCGUUGGUCGCUAUCAAGUACACCGCCGAAUUAGUAAUGUUCGCCCUAGCAGCGCGAAUUUGCAACAUGUCGUCGAACUUGUAUCGAAACCAGUUGAAGCCUACGGUCUACGACUCCUCCCUGAUGAAUGUGAGCAAAUGUGGGUUUCCGUGAACCUUUUAUUCAGGGAAAACCGACGACCAAUCGAAGUUGUGGACAAGUUCUGCUAUUUGGAUUGCAUCCUAAAACAAAUUAAGGCAACUAGGUGA
Molecule: messenger RNA, 393 nt
Organism: Necator americanus (New World hookworm)
Lineage: Eukaryota; Metazoa; Nematoda; Chromadorea; Rhabditida; Ancylostomatidae
Exons: 1
Coding region: 1-393 (130 amino acids)
Source: RefSeq, a predicted model, not a curated record